Molecule: messenger RNA, 2449 nt
Organism: Amoebophrya sp. A25
Lineage: Eukaryota; Dinophyceae; Syndiniales; Amoebophryaceae
Source: the annotation of a GenBank genome assembly
CCUCAAAGUAUUUGUUAUUUCGUGUUCUUGUCGACGGCAACCACUAAAUUCACGGGAGUGGGAAUGAACAGCAUUGAGUUUUUUGUGUCGCUUGAAAAACCUUUGAAAAGAAAUGUGGAUUGAGAUGAGCGUCAUUUAGAUUUAGAAUUUUUUUUUGUAUUCAUAAGAAUAUCCAAUAUGUUGGAGUUUUUCUCAUUCACCUUGGGUAGGUGUCAUAUUCUGGUUGGUUACUAUUUCAUUUUCACGUUUGAGCUGAAGGUACUGUCUCAAUUUUGUCUCAUCUGAAAUUCAAUUCAUUGCAAAGCCGGUUGAAAGGCAAGUCAUCAAAGAAUUUUUAAUGUAUUUUCUUGUCCUAUCGCAAUCCAUUAAAAAAUUAUCUUCAUUCCAUUUCAAAAACCAAAAUUCUGUAGCGGUCUUGUUUUUUGUUGGGCGCUAAAACAACAAAAUGCGUGAGCUCGUUCACAUCCAGGGUGGCCAGUGCGGCAACCAGAUCGGUGCCAAGUUCUGGGAGGUGAUCGCCGAUGAGCAUGGUAUUCUUUUCCCCUUAGUAUGUAGUUUUUGUGUAGGUGUAAGCGUAAUCUGCGACUGCAAAUGCUUUCGAAUACCAUGUUGUAGGUUGAGAACACGUCGUAAGUUCUGCAGAUAUCUCUCCUUUUGAGGGUAGAUAUAUGUGAAGGUGAUCCUGAUAUCCGUAUGUGGAUUCACGAAAGACCGUUUGACGGAACUGAGCGUCAAUUUCCAAAACAUCACUCUCAUCUCCUCCGAAUCUCGCCUGUCUCAUACUACAAUCAAACGUUCUCUUCAGGUAUCGACCCCACCGGUACCUACCACGGUGACUCCGACCUUCAGUUGGAGCGCAUCAAUGUGUACUUCAACGAGGCCACUGGUGGCCGCUACGUGCCCCGCGCGGUCCUGAUGGACUUGGAGCCCGGUACCAUGGACUCCGUCCGCGCUGGUCCGUUCGGUCAGCUCUUCCGCCCGGACAACUUCGUGUUCGGUCAGACCGGUGCCGGUAACAACUGGGCCAAGGGUCACUACACCGAGGGUGCCGAGUUGAUCGACUCCGUCCUCGAUGUCGUCCGUAAGGAGGCUGAGGGCUGCGAUUGCCUUCAGGGCUUCCAGCUCGUCCACUCCCUCGGUGGAGGAACCGGUUCCGGUAUGGGAACGCUCUUGAUCUCCAAGAUCCGUGAGGAGUACCCGGACAGAAUCAUGAGCACCUACUCCGUUAUCCCGUCCCCGAAGGUGUCCGAUACCGUCGUCGAGCCGUACAACGCCGUGCUGUCCUUCCAUCAGCUCGUCGAGAACGCCGAUCAGGUCAUGAUGAUGGACAACGAGGCCCUGUACGAUAUCUGCUUCCGUACCUUGAAGCUGACGACCCCCACCUACGGUGACUUGAACCACUUGGUCUCGGCCGCCAUGUCCGCCACCACCUGCUGCAUCCGCUUCCCGGGUCAGUUGAACUGCGAUUUGCGUAAGGUCGCCGUCAACAUGAUUCCGGUACUAUUUCUUUUCACUUUUGAAACUAGAGUUUGCAUCCUUGGUAGAAAUGACCUUUCAUUUCCAACCUGGAAGUCGUGUCUCCGCAUGUCAUCUUAAUCCAGAUCAUAGCCAUGGAGGAUUUCAUCUAGUGUUGAUUUCCGUGAGAACUUGAUCCUUCUUCGUACAAGAAUAUGAAGUUCUCAUCUCUUGAGUAUUUGAAGAGUCGACCUUUCUGGACCUCACCUUCUUGAAUCUUUCAAUCGCCUUCCCGACCAACUCCUUCAGUUCCCGCGUUUGCACUUCUUCAUGACGGGUUUCUCCCCGCUGACCUCUCGUGGUUCCCAGCAGUACCGUGCCCUCACGGUUCCGGAGUUGACCCAGCAGAUGUUCGACGCCAAGAACAUGAUGUGCGCCGCCGAUCCGCGUCACGGACGCUACCUCACCGCGUGCGCCCUGUUCCGUGGACGCAUGUCCACCAAGGAGGUCGAUGAACAGAUGUUGAACGUGCAGAACAAGAACUCCUCAUACUUCGUUGAGUGGAUCCCGAACAACAUCAAGUCCUCCGUGUGCGACAUCCCGCCGAAGGGUUUGAAGAUGGCCGUCGGUUUCUUGGGUAACUCCACCGCCAUCCAGGAGAUGUUCAAGCGCGUCGCCGAGUACUUCACCGGUAUGUUCCGCCGCAAGGCGUUCCUCCACUGGUACACCGGUGAGGGUAUGGACGAGAUGGAGUUCACCGAGGCUGAGUCCAACAUGAACGAUCUCGUCUCCGAGUACCAGCAGUACCAGGACGCCACCGCCGAGGAGGAAGGUGAGUUCGACGAAGAGGAGGGUGAGUACGACAUGGAGCCCAUGUAAAUCACUUCCUCUAAGACCUCUCUGAGGUUUGAGACGUGAUCAUGAUUUCAUGAACACAAGACGCUUUUGAUCCCUUGCAGUUAGACGAAGAUGUCAACGCAGGCUGAGGCGUAAA